This is a messenger RNA of Durio zibethinus, 3513 nucleotides long. The record is from RefSeq and is a predicted model, not a curated record. NCBI's taxonomy places the organism in Eukaryota, Viridiplantae, Streptophyta, Magnoliopsida, Malvales, Malvaceae.
UCGCAUCGAUCCCAACUUUUUAAUUGUAACAAAAAAAGGAAACAGAGAUGUAGAGAAAUUUCAUGAGAGAGAAAGACUGAAACGAAGGGACGGAAGGAGACUGAGCCUCCUUCGAGUCGCCGACGGAAGCUCCAACCCUUAGACAGCGUGAGUGCAUUAAUGGUGGGUCUGUUACUCUUUAUAAAGAGCAAGCUGCCAAAGGAUAAGCCCGCAAAUUGUAGCUGCGGGCCUCUGGCCCAAUAGACCAACCAGAUUUUCCAUUAUUAUUAUUAUUAUUUUACUUUUUCCAUUUAAUGGGAAGAGAUAUUUAGGUCAUUGUCAACCCAUUAAAAUUUUUGUUUUCACUCAUACACUAUCAUUUUACUGCAUGCCAUCAUGCAAUUAUCAACGAAUCAAGAAAUAUAAAAAAUCUAAAGAUUCAACAUUUUACUUACAAAAAGAAAAUCAUAGAAUUUAGAAAUCAAAGGAAGCAUGGCGGCGGUAAAUUUUCAUUGUACUGUUUCGAAAAACAGAAGCCGUUACGAUACUUUUCGCGUAAAACUGCCACUUAAGUAUUUAGAAAUCAAGUUGAAAGUCGUAACGGGCCAAACCGGAGGGACGGGACCCGUUUCCACAAUCCGCCAAACUGAUCUAACUAGAACUAUUCGCAAUAGCAAAGAUUCCUUCAAAACUAAAAUUACUCUUUUUUCUUAUUUAUUUUAUCACAUCUACCUGCAAAAACUAAAUCCUCAAUCAAAUUCAAUCUUCUUUGGCACGUUAUCCCGUACGUUUUUUGUUUGCCCGAAUUUCAUCGUCGAAUGUGGAGUUCGAUUGCGAAUUUGAAAGAGAAUUUGAAUAAGAUCGCGCUUGAUGUACACGACGAUGACGACGAAGAUCUCGAGAUCUAUGGUUCUGUAAAUGGAGACCAUUCGCCAGUCUUUAAUAGACGAAAUUCUCAUAGAUUUGCCCACUCAAAACCCGUUUCCCCCUCUCCGGUCGCCAAUGGAAUGUAUUCGCCUUUUAAUUCUGAGAUUGAAAGAUACAAAGCAGAAAUUAAGAAGCUUCAGCAAUCUGAGGCAGAAAUUAAGGCUUUAUCAGUCAAUUAUGCUGCUUUGUUAAAAGAAAAAGAGGAGCAAAUUUCCAGACUGAACCACGAGAAUGGCUCAUUGAAACAAAACUUGAAUGUAACAAAUGCAGCUCUGAGUGCAGCUAGAAGUGAAAGCUCCAAAGUAUCAACUAAUGGAACUAAUGCACUCAAGGGAAAUGGUGAUCUGUCACCAAACAGACAGCAUAAGUCAACAAGUCUUGGGAAAAAUCGUUAUGCUGGAAACCAAAUGUCCAAUGGUCUUACCUCUAAACAUGAUGGGAAAGAAAAGGAGCUUGCAGAUUUGCGGGAAGAGAAAAGUAGGUCCCUGGAAGCAGUUCAAGCUAAUCACAAAUUACAAAUAAAGCAAUUCAAGAUGGAACUUGAAAAGGAACGUGAUAAAUUAGCGAAUGUACAGAUAAGAUUACAAGAGGAGCACAAGCUGAAUCAGUCUUUUCAGGAGGAACUUAAGUUACUGAAAUCAGAAAAGGAUAAAAGCUCCACAGAGUUGCUCAAAAUACGCAAUGAAUUGAAUGAGAAAAUAAUAGAAAUAAGACGGUUGCAAAUGGAGUUGAAUAGACGGGAGGAUGAAAGUGCAGAUGAUACACUGGAGAAUUUGAAAAGAGUGAUUGCCACCUUGGAGAAGGAAAACACUCAUCUAAAGAUGGAGAAAAAUGAACUUGAGGCUGCUCUGGAAAGUAGCAGGAAAUCUUUAACUCACAAGAUCGAUUCUAGUGCUUCUGAGACUCUGAAGGUAGAUUCACCAGGAAGUUUUCCUGGAAAGAAAGAAAUGGAACUAUCAUUGCAGAAAUUGGAAAAAGAUCUCAAGGAAGCAUGCUGGGAAAGGGAUAAGGCUUUGCUAGAAUUGACUCGUCUUAAGCAGCAUUUAUUAGAAAAGGAAUCUGAAGAAUCAGAAAAAAUGGAUGAAGAUAGCAAAAUUAUUGAAGAACUUCGAGAGAGCAAUGAAUAUCGAAGAGCUCAAAUUGCACAUUUGGAGAAAGCCCUAAAGCUGGCAGUGGCAAAUCAGGAGGAAGUUAAGAUGAUGAACAACAAUGAAAUUCAGAAGUCUAAGGAAAUCAUUGAUGAUCUGAAUAAGAAACUUGCAAACUGUAUAAGAACAAUAGAUUCAAAAAAUGUUGAACUACUAAAUCUUCAAACUGCUCUUGGUCAGUACUAUGCUGAAAUUGAAGCUAAGGAACAUUUGGAGCGAGAUUUGGCCCUGGCAAGAGAAGAAUCAGCUAAACUGUCUGGUCUUCUGAAAGAUGUAGAUGAACAUACAGAGUUAUCAAAGCGGGAAAAGGAAGAAAUUCUGGCAAAGCUUUUGCAAACUGAAAGAAUGGUUGCAGAAGGGAAAACCAGAGUAAACAAGCUUGAGGAAGACAAUGGAAAACUAAGGCGUGCUCUUGAGCAGAGCAUGACAAGGCUUAACAGAAUGUCUAUGGACUCUGACUACCUUGUUGACAGGCGUAUUGUGAUCAAACUACUUGUGACCUACUUCCAAAGAAACCACAGCAAAGAGGUUUUGGAUCUCAUGGUUCGGAUGCUGGGAUUCUCAGACGAGGACAAGCAGAGGAUAGGUGUUGCUCAACAUGGUGCUGCCAAAGGUGUUGUUCGGGGUGUUCUGGGUCUACCUGGUCGUUUGGUUGGUGGCAUCUUGGGUGGAAGUUCAGCUGACGUACAUGCAAAUAUGGCCUCUGAUAACCAGUCUAUUGCAGAUCUGUGGGUUGAUUUUCUGCUCAAGGAAACUGAAGAAAGAGAAAAGAGGGAAUUGGCAGAAGAUGCUAGUAGAUCCAAGGAAAGCCUGCAUGGAAGAAGUCCAAAUGCUGCUGGACCUAGUCCAUCUGUGUCUGACCAACGAACUACAACAACUGCAUCUGGUUUCUCUAGGUCUAGUUUAUCACCAAGCCAGAACUCAAGCCCCGUAUCGUCACUGGGAAAUCUUCGGCAAUUUGAACAUUCUGAUUCUGAAUUCUCAACUGUUCCUCUCAUGUCAUCAGAGAGUAGUGGUCGUCUAUCAAGACUACCACCAAAAUUCUGAGUUUUCGGAUGCUGUAAUUAUUCAAAGGUAUAGUUUCUUUGUUGUUUUUGCCAUGAUGAAAUUUACUUAGAUCAAUUCUUUCAUAAUCAAAAUAAGAAGAAAUACCUCCAUUGAUCAUUUGCUGCUUGUUUAUAUGCCAAAUUUAUUUGGAAGUGAAUAUUAGUGACAGAUUAACUGGUUAACGACAACAAUGGCAACAUCGUUUUUUUCAUACAUUUGAUUUGAUUUCGAUUUCGCUUGACUCUUCUGAUCCCUUUUACCCUUUGCUCACACCUAAUUACAGGGGUAAAUACUGCACUUUUAAGACUCCGAUCCCUCUCUAUGGUGCAGUAGAAAGCACGGCAUGCAAUAACAUUGCAAAUUCUGGGAUCCACGCUAUUUACUUGAGUUUAUGCAACUUGAACACAAGGUU